This is a messenger RNA of Cottoperca gobio, 1091 nucleotides long. RefSeq names its product interleukin-1 receptor-associated kinase 1 binding protein 1 (gene irak1bp1). Gene Ontology annotation, biological process: immune response; positive regulation of canonical NF-kappaB signal transduction. Lineage: Eukaryota; Metazoa; Chordata; Actinopteri; Perciformes; Bovichtidae. The record is from RefSeq and is a predicted model, not a curated record.
UUGUGUCUGCCGUCAUGGACAGUCAGAGCCGAGUGUUUGCUGCGAUCCUACCGGCUGCUGGUCGAGAAACCACCAGUAAUGAAAAAGAGCAGGGGCUCGAAGUGCGAGCUAAUUGGGCACGGGAGGUUCAGGUCACGGGAAAAGCCGAGGUUCGUUGCCCGGCGGACCGAGUGUCGGUGCGGGUCAACGUGGGCAACAGCAAAGAGUCCGUCAACGAGGCGACCAACAGCGUUUCACGGCGACUUGAAUACAUUUUACAAGCUGUCAGACAACAUGGUGUCAGUGACAAAGACACCUCAGUGAGGCGGUUUCUCCACCGAGAGGCAGACCAGUAUCACAUGGAUGCAGAGGUCAUGGUCACUUUCUCAGAUUUUGAUAAGAUGGAGUUAGUGUGUAGUGUCCUGCUGGAGAAGCUGGACAAGAGUGUUUGUGUGGGAAUGCCACAGUUCUACCACAGUGCUGACAACCUGAGUCAAAUGAGGUAUAGGGCAUGCGUGUCAGCAGUUGAAAAUGCUCAGCAGAUAGCCUUUGACGUCAGUCAAGUCCUCGGGCAAACUCUGGGACCCCCUCUUCAGGUCAGAGAGGAGGAAGCAAGGGAGUGGAGGAAUGAGGAUGAGGAGGAUGGUGGCAGAUGCCAAGAUUCUGCACCCCUUCCUCACCUCCCCAUAUCAAUUGCCUCCUCACGGGUGUCUGUCUCCUUCAGCCUCAGAGACAGAAGCAGGAAAAAACUCUAAAGACAUCUGUCAAUGACUCAUGAAACCAAAGAGCUGAUGGUCACAGUUUAUAGUCUUUUAUUACUUCGUUGUAAUGGCUGAAUAGAAGUGCAGUUUUUAAAGUUUUUCUUUAUACCUCAGCCAACACUGUCUUGUAAACAAAAAACAGAUUUUAAAGCAUCAUUUCAAGCAUUUGCAGUUAUCAUUUAACUUAAAAUCAGGCCAACAUUAAAUUAAAUGUUUUUUAUCUGUUUUGUUCUAAUUUUGGCACAUCAAAUUAAAACACUUUAUAUUUAUACAUCUCAAAGAAAUAAAAGGUAAAUAACAUUUCAUAAAUGAGUCCCAGAGUUACUAAAAAUCCAAAAAGACACCCUUACA